Messenger RNA from Rubroshorea leprosula, 905 nucleotides. NCBI's taxonomy places the organism in Eukaryota, Viridiplantae, Streptophyta, Magnoliopsida, Malvales, Dipterocarpaceae. The record is from the annotation of a GenBank genome assembly.
UCCCCAAUAUCUCAACCCUUGUGUUUUUCCUCUCUUUCUGUUUGCUGAUCAGCCAUGACAGAUAUAAAGGACUGCGGCAAUCAAAAGGGCUGCGACCAUCACCACCCCGAUGACCAGCUGCGCAAGCGGAUUUUAAUGGCCAUACUCGCCUUUGUCCUCGGUUUUGGCUUCGUCAUCUUCCUUGUCUGGGUGAUCCUCCAGCCCCACGCGCCACAGUUUAUCCUCCAAGAUGCAACAGUAUACGCAUUCAACCUUUCGGAACCCAACUUCCUGAAUGUCAACAUGCAGGUUACCCUCUCUUCCAGGAACCCCAAUGAGCGGAUCGGUAUUUUCUAUGACAGACUCGACAUCUACGCCACCUACCGUAACCAACAGAUCACAUUACCGACGCUACUGCCGUGCAGUUACCAAGGACACAAGGACAUCACUCUCUGGUCACCGUAUCUGUUGGGCAACGCGGUGCCUGUGUCGCCGCUUCUGAGUGCCGUGUUGAGCCAGGACAUGAGUACCGGGAUGGUGCUGAUGAACAUCAAAGUUGAUGGGGGGGUGAAGUGGAAGGUGGGAACGUGGAUUUCAGGGAAGUAUCACAUCAACGUCAACUGUCCUGCUUAUAUUUCCUGGGGCGAUCAUAGCAAAGGAGUGGUGCCAGUUGGACCGCCGAUCAAGUUUCAGCUCGUGCAACAUUGCACUGUGGGUGUUUCUGCUAGCUAGUUUCAGUUCAAUUAUGAUCUCUCUCCCUCACACUUAAUUGCUUUCAAGUAGUAAUUAAAUUGUUUGUCAUAUGACUUUUUUUUUUUUUUUUUAUUGUCAUCAUCAAUUAAUUAUAUGUGUCUUUUUCUUGGUUUUACUUAUAUUUUUGCCAUCACCUGUUAUUCGGGGUAAUUAAAUGAACCCCCUGUUGUGCC